UGAGGAGAAUGUCUGAGGAAAACGCCGCCCAAAAAUCUCAUAAUUGCCAUGAUUGGGAAGGACGUCCCCAGGAAGGGCCUGGGCCUCGGUGGAGACGUGGCUUCCAAUGGCAGGAAGGGAAGGAGGCGGCCUUGGGCUCCACGAGGAAAACCCUCCUGCCUGUCAGGAGAGCUGUUCACCAGGGGAACGCGCUGCCUCGGGAGGCUGGUGGAAGGCUGGGUGGCCACCUGUCGGGGCUGCUUGGAUGGUGCCUUCCCUGCCUGGCAGAAAGAACGGGGUUGGACUGGGUGGCCCAUGGAGUUGCUCUUAUUGCCGGCCAGAGACCUGUCGGAGCCUCUCACACGGCGCACGAGCGCGUCCACACCGCAAGCGAAGGGCAGGUGACGUGGUGAUGAUGAUGAUGAUGAUGGCCUGGUGAAGGGACCCGUCUCCGGCUGGCCUGGAGCUGCCCCUCGGAGAUGACCCAGAGGCCCGUCCUGCCCACCGCCUCCUCCUCGCCCGGGACCCCCUCCGGCCAUGCCGCGCUAGCCCGGUCCGACCACCAAAGAGAGCGGGGGCCCCGCUCGCGCCAGGCCCGGCACCCAUUCCACCUGGACUCGGAUUCCGCUUCGUUUUUGUAUUGACCGGAGAAGUUGUUUUUCCCUCCUUUCUUUUCUAGCCUGCGAUUGAUCAUUAUAAUUCUCCUUGGUUGAUUGUGAGUCCGCCCCAUGGCUUUUUUGAUGAAGAAGAAGAAGUUCAAGUUCCAGACCAGCUUCACUUUGGAGGAACUGACGGCCGUGCCCUUCGUCAACGGGGUCCUCUUCUGCAAGGUCCGGCUCCUGGAUGGAGGAGACUUCGCCACUCUGUCUUCCCGGGAGGAGGUGCAGGAGAACUGUGUCCGCUGGAAGAAGAAGUUUGCCUUUGUCUGCAAGAUGAGCGCCAACCCGGCCACGGGCCUCCUGGACCCCUGCGUCUGCCGCGUCUCCGUCCGCAAGGAGCUGAAAGGAGGGAAAACCUAUUCCAAGCUGGGCUUUGCUGACCUGAACCUGGCGGAGUUUGCCGGCUCCGGGUUCACCGUCCGUUGCUGCUUGCUGGAGGGAUACGACACCAAGAACACCCGGCAGGACAACUCCAUCCUGAAGGUGACCAUCGGCAUGUCCCUGCUGUCGGGAGACCCCUGCUUCAAAACGCCUCCGUCCACGGCCAAGUCCAUCGCCGUCCCCGGGCAGGACUCCACGCUCCAGCUGACCUGCAAAGGCGAAGGGACCUCCGCCGGCAGCGCCCCCGUCCCCGCCGGCGCCUCGUCCGCCGUGGGAUCCGUGCGCCAGAGCAAGGCCCGGCCCUCCGUCCUCGGAUCAGGGCUGCCGGAGGAGCCGGACCAGAACCUGUCCAGCCCGGAGGAGGUCUUCCACUCGGGACACUCGCGCAACUCCAGCUACGCCAGCCAGCAGUCCAAGAUCUCUGGCUACAGCACCGAGCACUCGCGCUCCUCCAGCACCUCGGAUCUGACGCACCGGCGCAACACGUCGACCAGCAGCAGCGCCUCGGGCGGCCUGGGCACGGCGGUGGAGGGACCCGAGGGCGAGCGCGAGCCCCGUCCGGAGAAGCCCCCGCGCCCGCCCCGGCCCCCGCUCCUCGUAGAGAGGCCCUCCAGGCGGAAGAAGGACUCGGUGGAGAGCCACCCCACCUGGGUGGACGACACCCGGAUCGACGCGGGCGACAUCGUGGAGAAGAUCAUGCAGAGCCAGGACUUCACGGACGUCAGCAACACCGAAGAUAGCAACCUGAGGCUGUUUGUGAGCCGAGACGGCAGGACGACCCUCAGCGGGAUUCAGCUCGCAAACAGCUUUCUGACGUUUGAUUUCAGGCCAGAGUCUCAUCUGGAGUUUACGAGCCAGUGGUCAUCGAAACCCACUAAAAUGUGAACGGCGGGGCGGAAACAGAUGACGGGCGGAUGCCGUCCGUUCCCGGGGCCUCUCCUGCCCUCCUUUCGUUCCUCCCUUCUUCCCUCUCAACUCACCCUCUGAGCCUUUUCUUCACGCAACAUUCCAGGCAGGACUUCCUUCCCUCACUCCGACGAGCAACACUCCGGACUUCGGCACUUUCGGCUUGGAGAGGCUCGGAGGCGGAGCCGGGACGUCGGGACACCUCUCGUCGAACAACCGUCUCCGACGCGGGCGGAGAAACGUCCGCCUGCCGUUCCGGUUUCGCCUGGCCCUCUGUGCUGUUGGGUUAGACCACUGUGAACACUCCCCUUCCUCCACUGUUUUGAAGAACUGUUGCCAAUGGAAACAGAGCCGCUGGGUGUGAUAGUAGCCCACCUGGCUCUGGGCUUUCACCACUUCGGGCUGCAAAAGAACCGCACUUUGGAUUGCACUUCGCCGUGACGUGGACGGAGCACCCUGUCAACUUGGGCCCUUCCUCCAGGUGUUUUGGACUUCAACUCCCACAAUUCCUGGCCUCAGAUUCAUCAGCAUGAGAGCUGAUCUCAAGAACUCGAUUCUACUCGGGAGACUCCAAGAAAACAUCACUUAAUUUAAUCUCGGGCCCGACCAAGACCCAUGAAGUCAUCCCUUGGACACCUGGGUCUGGAAGACAAGAUACAUAAGAGCUGAUCCAGGAACUUGGUUCUCUGGCAAUGUUGUCUGCUCGGGAAACUCCAAGAAAACAUCACUUAGUUUAACCUCGGGCCCGACCAAGAACCCAUGAAGUCAUCCAUCGGACACCUGGGUCUGGAAGACAAGAUUCAUGAGCAUGAGAGCUGAUCCAGGAACUUGGUUCUAUGACAGUGUCUGCUCUGGAGACUCCGAGAAAAAUCACUUAAUUUAAUCUCGGGCCCGACCAAGAACCCAUGAAGUCAUCCCUCGGACACCUGGGUCUGGAAGACAAGAUUCAUGAGCAUGAGAGCUGAUCCAGGAACUUGGUUCUAUGACAGUGUCUGCUCUGGAGACUCCGAGAAAAAUCACUUAAUUUAAUCUCGGGCCCGACCAAGAACCCAUGAAGUCAUCCCUCGGACACCUGGGUCUGGAAGACAAGAUUCAUGAGCAUGAGAGCUGAUCCAGGAACUUGGUUCUAUGACAGUGUCUGCUCUGGAGACUCCGAGAAAAAUCAGUUUAACCUCGGGCCCGACCAAGAACCCAUGAAGUCAUCCCUCGGACACCUGGGUCUGGAAGACAAGAUUCAUGAGCAUGAGAGCUGAUCCAGGAACUUGGUUCUAUGACAGUGUCUGCUCUGGAGACUCCGAGAAAAAUCACUUAAUUUAAUCUCGGGCCCGACCAAGAACCCAUGAAGUCAUCCCUUGGACACCUGGGUCUGGAAGACAAGAUUCAUGAGCAUGAGAGCUGAUCCAGGAACUUGGUUCUAUGACAGUGUCUGCUCUGGAGACUCCGAGAAAAAUCACUUAAUUUAAUCUCGGGCCCGACCAAGAACCCAUGAAGUCAUCCCUUGGACACCUGGGUCUGGAAGACAAGAUUCAUGAGCAUGAGAGCUGAUCCAGGAACUUGGUUCUAUGACAGUGUCUGCUCUGGAGACUCCGAGAAAAAUCACUUAAUUUAAUCUCGGGCCCGACCAAGAACCCAUGAAGUCAUCCCUUGGACACCUGGGCACACUCGGGGGCCCCGCCGGGUGUUUUGUCCCUCCGGCCCCUUCCUUGUCCCCUCGGCCUCUUUUACAGAACUGAAAGGCUUAGCCAUCCCAUCUUCUUCGUUCUGCCCGUCUUGUCGAGGGAUGUGCUUCGGACUGUGCGCAAUCUCCUUUCUUAAUGUCGCUCCCUUCACUGUCACGGUUUUGUGGAUCGCACACCCAGCCGUUCACUCGCACCCGGGGCUCACCACUGGCCGCCUUCACAAGAGCUUGUGGGAAAGCGUGUAGCGUGUUGCACUCCUUCUUGUACACAGGACGGCGCUGAGCCUUCCGCACGCAGCAACAUCGGACGGGAGUCUCGGGUCCGUCCUCACCCCUUUGCGUCCCUCUUCACGCUGGGCGUUGGGCACUCCAGGGGACGACGUGGAGGACAAAGGGCCCACGUUUGUAUCCCCACCGACAUUGCUGCCUCCUGGAACGAGCUUCACCUGAAAUAACAGAUGUUGAGGACCCUGCGGUUGUGCUCAGGCCGAUCUCCCAGCCGUUGUCGUUCUUGUCGUUCUGUUGUCAGGACAAUAGGGCGGAGGGGGUGCACAGCCCUCCAGGUGUUUGGACUUCAAGUCUGUUGGACUUGCCGUCAAUCAGUUGGGGCUUUGGGGAGUCUGAGUUCCAAACGCCGGGAGGGCCCCACGUUGGGCGCCACUAAGAGAGAGGCCCUCUCGGCGUUUGGGCUUCCACGGGAGGCUUCCCUCGUACAACAGCCCAGAUUUCUCCAUGCGCUGUUGGAGUCUCCGCAUGGAGCGUGACUUUACGUGGGAGGCCGAGACACAACACGGGCCUCUAUUUCAUAUUCUCCAGCAUCCGUCGGAUGAAUGGCUAGUGUCCUCCGUUGCGCGUCCAGACCAAACAAAGGGGAGAAGUCGGCUUUGAGAUCCCGCUCUUUUCUCGUUCUUUUCUCAACCACUGUGGUUCCACCUGGAAACCUUCGCUUUUGUGCUUGAAAUGUCUCGAAUCCCGUUUAACCUCCCAGCGGGCUGGGGUUUUGCGUUGUUUUUAACGUCCUUGUUCCACCGCUGUCGUGGUUUCCUCGGCCCAAGGAAGCCUUUCUCUUGUGCUUUUGAGCCCGGGAUUGGUUUCGCCAGCGACCGAUUCCGCGAUCGGAAACGCGCAUCUCUUGAUCGUGGACAAAGCUUUUGCCGGGGCCAAAAGCUUGAGUCUGAGUCGAGGGGAAAGAAGGAGCAGAGCUGGACUCGCCUCCCUCGCAAUCCCGUGCCAAACCAGAGCCUGGGAACGGAUCACGUCCGACCAAAUUGUUUUGUUGUUGUUGUUGUUGUUGUUGAUUUCUCGAAGGUUUGGGGAUGUAUCACCAACCUCCUCUGGCGCGACUCAGCUUGGGAGCGGUGGCAUUGAAGUGGAAGAGGGAGCUUGUUCCGCAUGUGAACAGCUCCGAGUCCCUUCGCGGAGAUAAAGUUUUAUUGUUAUUAUUAACUCCAUUCAAACAGGCAAAAAUUCCUUUCCCGCGUCGCCAUUAUAGUGCUAUGAUUCCAUAAUUAACCAUCUGCGGCAUCCCGGCGUUUUGUUGUUCAUUGCUCGAUAAUUCAGAAUACUCCUAAUUUUCCAAUGCCGAGAUUCCGUAGGACGUUGAUGUGAAACCGUAUCGCUAUAAAUGCCGCGCGGAAAGCCGAAACUCCCUCUUCAAUGUUUGCCCGAAGAAUAUAUAGAUUUCCUUUCUGGGUUAUUUGCAUUGAUUUGCGGAUGGUUAAGACUCCGAAUGAUUGCGUUACGUGUUGUCGAAGGCCAUAAUCAGUGGUCUGCUGUGUGUCUUCCAGGCUGCGUGGCCAGUGUGUUCUCGCAGCAAAGCACAGAGCAGGCAUGAGCCGACUUUGGCCCUCCCGCCAGGGUGUUUUGGACUUCGACUCCCACAAUUCCUGGCCUGAGGCCCUUUCCGUGAGAAGUCCUCUCGAUCCAGGUGUCAAGGCGAUGACAUCAUGGGUUCUUGGUCGGACCUGAGCUUAAAUUAAUAAAAUUAAAGGAAGGGGCCUGAGGCCAGGAAUUGUGGGAGUUGGAGUCCAAAACGCCCGGAGAGAGGACCAAAGCUUGCCCAUAAAUUUAAAUAAAUAGAUAAAUAAAUUUAAAUGGCGGGAGUGCCAGCCGGUCUGAGCACAAGUGUUGAGCCGCCGGGAGGCUCGCCGUUCCCGCUGCCCGUUUCCCGAGCCAGGCGGAGAUCCCGUGUCCCGUGUCCGCCCGCAUUGUACACGCCUCCCUUCCGGGCGAAGGGGGGAACCGAGGGAGAGCGGAUCUCUCUCUCUCGCUUGAUCUCAGGAGCUGCCCGGUUGCAGCGUCGGUGGGCUGGCCGUGCCCUCUCCCUCCGAAGGGGCUUCUUGUGGGCGGCCGGGCGGGCGGGGUUAUCGCAAAAGAAGGCAAAAAAAAUCACGGUAAACGUUUUGGUGAACGCACACGUAUGAAACCUAGGGAAUCUUUUUUUUCCCCAUGCUCAAAGAUGUUCAGUCGCGACACGUGUGACGCAUUCCAGUACGAUAAUUGCACGGUAAUUGCGGACUUUGAAACCGUAGGACGCAGAACGCCUUCUCCUGCUGGGUUGGGUGAUAUAAAUAUCAGUCGUCCAUGUUUACUAAGUUCAAUAGUCCAUAAAGGCAAGACACAUGGAAUCCAGGAAAUCGAGAUCAUGGGCAUAAAUCAAUUAGCAUGAAAACAGUAGCUUUUCCAAGGCAAAGGUCUUCCAGGAACCUGGGCAAACACAGGAGACAAGAUUCAUGAGUGUGAGAGCUGAUCCAGGAACUCGAAUCGAGAAUCUAUGGCAACGUUGUCUACUCUGGAGACUCUAGGAAAACAUCACUUAAUUUAAACUCGGGCCCGACCAAGAACCCAUGAAGUUAUCCCUUGGACACCUGGAUCUAGAAGACAAGAUUCAUGAGCGUAAGAGCUGAUCCAGGAACUUGGUUCUAUGGCAAUGUCUGCCCUGGAGACUCCGAGAAAACAUCAGUUUAAAUUCGGGCCCGACCAAGAACCCAUGACGGCAUCCCUUGGACACCUGGGUCUGGAAGACAAGAUUCAUAAGAGCUGAUCCAGGAACUUGGUUCUAUGGCAAUGUCUGCUCUGGAGACUCCGAGAAAACAUCAAUUUAAAUUCGGGCCCGACCAAGAACCCACUGUCAGAGUAAUUCGCAGCGUAGCAGCAGUUGUAUGUUGUCAAUGGAGCGCAGAACGAAGAGACGUCAGAAACAAUGUUAAAAAUAUAUACAAAGCUUUACUAUACAAGACAAAACGGACUUGCAGACGAACACAGGCUUGGCUUUCACUCUAGACAGACACAAACUCAGAACAGAGCAAGAUCUCAACUGACACAAUCAGUAAUGUACAAACACACUUGAGUGUGGACACUCCCAAGGUUCCAGCCACUCAUCAAGGUCAACACAGCUUCUCAGUCAUUAACUCUUUACAGACUAUAGCAUACUUUGGAUGAUGCAACCUGUAUGCAACACAUGCCAGACACAAAUUUCAUUUAAACACUACCAAUACGCAAAUCCCACAUUAACAUUGACGUCAUUCCUUGGACACCUGGAUCUAGAAGACAAGAUUCAUAAGAGCUGAUCCAGGAACUUGGUUCUAUGGCAAUGUCUGCUCUGGAGACUCUGAGAAAACAUCAAUUUAAAUUCGGGCCCGACCAAGAACCCAUGAAGUUGUCCCUUGGACACCUGGAUCUAGAAGACAAGAUUCAUGAGCAUAAGAGCUGAUCCAGGAACUUGGUUCUAUGGCAAUGUCUGCUCUGGAGACUCCGAGAAAAUAUCAAUUUAAAUUCGGGCCUGACCAAGAACCCAUGAAGUCAUCCCUUGGACACCUGGGUCUGGAAGUCUUCUCUUUCAAGGACUCCUCACAGAGUCUUUCUGACCGUCAAAUUAAUCUCGCCUCCACUCCAUGCUAACAUCGCAGGUAAACUCCUCAUCCGAAGGCCGAUUCCUGCGAGAAACGGAAUCCCAAACAUCCUCCGUAACUGUUGGCCCUUCUCUCUGACCUAAGGCCUGCAAUUCAUUCUCGUCACACUCAGAUUCGGUGAAAAAACCGCACGAGCGACACAUACGUGUGUGGAAAUAAACUUGAUUUUUGUAUGUUUUUGUAUGUGUGCGUUGACCAAAACGUUUGACCACGAGGCGGGCCGAUCUGCAGCGGUCGCCCGCAUUUCCUUGGACUCGCCUUGCCUCUUUCGCUUCGAUAAAUGAUGUUUGCUAGUGUUUAUUUUGCUCUCGAAGGCCCAUAUUUUUGAGCGGGUUCCGAUGAAAGAGAGAAAGAAAGAGAUAAAUCACAUUUAUUUUCUUGGGAGGAGAGGGGAAAAAAUUUUAAAAAUUUAUCGAGAUUCAGGCGACGAGAAGCCGCGCUCAGUUUAUUAUAUUCAGAUACUUGUAUAUCGAGAUGAUGAUGAUGAUGAUGAUGAUGACGGUUAUUUUUGGAAAGGGAGACGUAAAUGAAUAAAUACGGGACUAUGCAAACUUCCGAAAUCGCUUGAAGGGAGAGAGAGAAAUAGUUUUAACACUUUCUAAUCUUUUUUCGGGGGGGAAAUGGGGGUCUUGAUAAAAAAGCAGAUUAUAAAUAAACGCCCUUGCGGUUAAAAGAAAGCCUAGAAGGGCAUUUUAGUUUGACUGCUGGGUUUUUGAUUAUUGUUAUCCUUCCUUUGAACGGUUUGUGAGGCUCCUCCGGAGUUUCUGUUCUUCUAACCACUUCCGCCCGGUGUUUUGGACUCUGACUCCCACCAUCCCCAACGGCCUCGGGACCUUUCCUUUCAUGGCAUUGAUUUGAGAUCGGGCCCUGCCAAGAACCCAUAACCCUUCUUGCGGAGUCUUUCGGUCAGGAAUGCUGGGAGUCGGAGUCCCAAACGCCGGGAGGGAGGGGGAGGGAGGGAGGGAGGGGGGGUGGAGUGGCCGGUCGGUCCCUGUCCUGACGGGAUGCCGAGCCGCCUUUUGACUCGACCGAUGAUCCGUGUUUGUCCACUGUAGAGAAGCCACAAAUAUAAAGAGGAAAAUCACUAUGAUGAUGAUGAUGAUGAUGAUGAUGAUGAUGUCAAAUGUCGUUACCGUUAUUUUUUGAUGGGGAGAAAUAAAUAAAUACAUAAAUAAA
This is a messenger RNA of Anolis carolinensis (green anole), 8690 nucleotides long. It is a transcript of the gene eeig1, whose product is annotated as estrogen-induced osteoclastogenesis regulator 1. The transcript has 13 exons. The record is from RefSeq and is a predicted model, not a curated record. The coding region runs from base 708 to 1904 and encodes 398 amino acids. NCBI's taxonomy places the organism in Eukaryota, Metazoa, Chordata, Lepidosauria, Squamata, Anolidae.